GGUGGUAGAACUACCUACCAACACCGGUUGCUCCCAAACCCCGUUUCGUUCCAUUCCGUGCCGUUGUUCUUUUCGGUGUACCCGACAAAGGUCUCAGCCCCAGCCUUCCAUUCUAAAGCUACAAACCCAACGCUCCCACCCUCUCUCUCUGUCUCUCUGUCUAGUUCUCUAAAAGUCUAAAUCCAGUGCAAAAGAUAAAGUCUUCUUGGAGACUGAGGUCGGUGAGGCGUCUUCUCUUUCUAGGUUCUCUGUAGCGCAUGAUGUGAAACCCUAGCGUCCCGCCCGUAGGUUUUCGGCCUCGGAAUCCAACAAGAAGAGGAGUGGGGAUCGCCGGAUCGCCGCCACGAGAUGGGCAACUGCUGCCGCUCGCCGGCCGCGGUCGCCCGGGAGGACGUCAAGUCCCACUUCCCCGCCGCGCACCACCACCAAGCCGCCGGCGCCGGCGCCAAGAACCACCACCACCACAACGGCGCCGCCGGUGGGCACCCCAAGCGGCUGACCGUCCUGACCGACGGCGCCUGCGAUGCGGCCCUCUCCGGCGGCAUCGAGGAGAAGUACCUCCUCGACCGCGAGCUCGGGAGAGGCGAGUUCGGGGUCACCUAUCUCUGUAUGGACCACGACACGAAAGAGCUUCUUGCCUGCAAGUCGAUCUCGAAGCGGAAGCUCCGAACGGCCAUCGACGUCGAGGACGUCCGGCGGGAGGUGGCGAUCAUGCGGCACCUCCCCAAAAGCCCCAGCAUUGUGAGCUUGAAGGAGGCGUGCGAGGACGAGAAUGCGGUGCAUUUGGUGAUGGAGUUGUGCGAGGGUGGCGAGCUCUUCGACCGCAUCGUGGCGCGGGGGCAUUACACCGAGCGUGCCGCCGCCGCCGUCACCCGGACCAUCGUCGAGGUCGUCCAGCUCUGCCACCGGCAUGGGGUGAUCCACCGGGACCUCAAGCCGGAGAACUUCCUCUUUGCCAACAAGAAGGAGAACUCGCCGCUGAAGGCGAUCGAUUUCGGGUUGUCGAUAUUCUUCAAGCCUGGAGAAAGAUUCUCUGAGAUUGUAGGAAGUCCAUACUACAUGGCUCCCGAAGUCCUGAAGCGAAAUUAUGGCCCAGAGAUAGAUAUAUGGAGUGCAGGAGUUAUUCUCUACAUUCUAUUAUGUGGAGUUCCACCAUUUUGGGCUGAAACUGAACAAGGGGUUGCACAAGCCAUUCUUCGGGGGGCUAUAGAUUUUAAGCGUGAACCAUGGCCAAGUGUUUCAGAAAAUGCUAAGAAUCUGGUCCGACAGAUGUUGGAGCCUGACCCAAAACUUAGACUAACAGCAAAGCAAGUUUUAGAACAUCCUUGGCUUCAAAAUGCUAAAAAAGCUCCAAAUGUUCCUCUUGGAGAUGUUGUCAAGUCAAGGCUCAAACAGUUUUCAAGGAUGAAUAGAUUUAAAAGGAGAGCUUUGAGGGUCAUUGCAGAUCAUUUGUCUAUUGAAGAAGUUGAAGACAUAAAAGAUAUGUUUAAGAUGAUGGACACUGAUAAUGAUGGUAGUGUUUCAUAUGAGGAACUGAAACAUGGACUUGCAAAAUUUGGUUCCCAUCUUGUGGAGUCUGAAGUGCAGAUGCUUAUUGAAGCUGUAGAUACCAAUGGAAAAGGAAAGCUAGACUAUGGGGAGUUUCUUGCAGUAUCUCUUCAUUUACAGAGGAUGGCAGAUGAUGAACAUCUCCGCAAAGCCUUCUCAUACUUUGAUAAGGAUGGCAAUGGCUUCAUUGAGGCGGAGGAGCUCCGAGAGGCUCUGGUGGAAGAUGGAGCUGGGGCUACUGACAGCAUGGAUGUGGCAAAUGAUAUCUUACAGGAAGUUGACACAGACAAGGAUGGUCGAAUCAGCUAUGAUGAAUUUGUUGCAAUGAUGAAAACUGGAACAGAUUGGAGGAAGGCGUCAAGGCACUACUCGAGAGGAAGAUUCAACAGUCUCAGUGUCAGACUAAUGAAGGAUGGUUCGCUAAACCUAGGUGGUGAGUGAAGUGACGGGAAGAUUCAAUGGUCUCAGCAUCAGAGUAUUGAAGGAUGGUAAACCUGGGUGGUGAGUGAAAGUGACAACCAGAGGUCUUGUUUGUUUGCUGUUGAAAGCUGAUCCUCUCCAAAGUGUGAACCAUUUUUUUUCAUCAUUAUUUUGGGAGGAAUUUAGUUAGGUCGCCGCCCUUGAUUGGCUUACCCUGUAAUUAGUUCUUCAGCUUGCACGAUAAGCAUUUGUGUUGCUGUGUUUGCAUGUGAAGAUGCCGCUAUCUGACACGCUGAUGCUGUAUCUGCUGUGUUGUGCAAUGUUGGGUUUGUUGUAAUUUUCAGAAGCACGCUAUUGGUUUUAAUAGCCAUUGUUCAUUUAUAUGAAUGUCGCUCAAAUUGUGAACUGA
This is a messenger RNA of Phoenix dactylifera (date palm), 2377 nucleotides long. Its product is annotated as calcium-dependent protein kinase 3-like. The record is from RefSeq and is a predicted model, not a curated record. NCBI's taxonomy places the organism in Eukaryota, Viridiplantae, Streptophyta, Magnoliopsida, Arecales, Arecaceae. Gene Ontology annotation, biological process: protein phosphorylation. Gene Ontology annotation, molecular function: protein kinase activity; calcium ion binding; ATP binding.